Molecule: messenger RNA, 1062 nt
Organism: Aspergillus affinis
Lineage: Eukaryota; Fungi; Ascomycota; Eurotiomycetes; Eurotiales; Aspergillaceae
Product: putative short chain dehydrogenase/reductase
Exons: 1
Coding region: 1-1062 (353 amino acids)
Cellular component (GO): endoplasmic reticulum
Molecular function (GO): oxidoreductase activity
Source: RefSeq, a predicted model, not a curated record
AUGCUCCACCUCCUCUACCUCUCAGGCCUCCUGCACAUCUACAUCGUCAUCAAGCUCCUUCUCCACGCCACUGUCUAUCUUGUUCCCUCUUCUCUCCCUAAAUACCUCACCUCCAACCCCAACGCCCCCGAAUCCUGGGCCCUGAUCACCGGCUCCACCGCCGGUAUCGGGUUCGGGUUCGCACAGGAGCUCUUAUCCAAGGGUUUCAACGUGAUCAUUCACGGCAAAGACCACAAGGAGCUCGAACACGCACGGACCAGACUCCUCCUCUCCUUCCCGCACCGCUCCAUCCGCAUCUUCCAAUACGACGCUGCCUCAUCCUCCACUACUACUCUAGCCGCUUCCCUAGCCCCAGCCUUGCAGGACAUCUCGCUCCGUGUCCUGAUCAACAAUGUCGGCGGACAAGCAGGCCAGACCCGAUCCACGUAUCAGCGUUUCGCCGACUUCUCGGGAAAAGAAGUCUCUCGGGUGAUGAACGUGAACGCGCAUUUCAUGACGCAGAUCACCCGCAUCAUAUUGCCUCGGUUUCUAUCAUCUCAGAAAGAAAAAGAGGAAAAUUUCCUACCGUGCCUAAUCCUCAAUGUAUCAUCUCUCUCCGCAACAGGCCUCCCUUAUCUGUCUGUGUACGCGGCCUCAAAAGCCUAUGUCGACGCCUUCACUCGAUCCUUGCAUGCGGAGAUGCUAGCCGAGAAAGCACCCGUGAGUGUAUUGGGCGUGGUGUGUGGGAACGUGCAGAGCGACGGACACAGGCUUACUCCGGGGUGGUUCGUGCCGACAUCGAGAGCGAUGGCGCGCGCGGCGCUGCGGUGUGUUGGACCGGCAUCAGCAACAUCAGCAUCAACACCUAAAUCAGUGUCAGCAUUAGCAUCAGGAUUAGCAGCGGCAUCAGCGCUUAGGCUAAGAUUGGGUGGUCAGCGGGCGCUGGUGACAGCUUAUUGGCCGCAUGCGGUGCAGGCGUGGGUAUUUGGGAUUCUGCCGGAGAAGGCUCGGGAGUGGAUUUCCAUUUCGAUUCUGAGGGGGUUGAAGGCUGACAUGGAGGGGGAGGAAAGGAGGGUGAGAUGA